AUGCCGCGUCGAUCUGCCAGCACUUCUUCCGCCAACGACCCCUCCAACACCUCGUCCUACUCCUCUACCUCUGGAAAGGGUGGCGUCGCCAUCAAGGCGUCAUCGAAGCCCAAUCGUCUGAGCCAGCUAUUCUCGACCUCUCCCAAGUCUAAGGCCGAACCUCAGACUGCACUGGCCGCUCUUCAAAUCGCCAGCGGAACUCCUCACCCUAGCACCACCGCCCCUCCGAUCAGCUCCGCCUCCCUAUCCUUACCGACUAUCUCACUUUCAACGGCGACCGCAGACAAUCCCAACAUGAACGAACCGCCCACUACACUCUUCCAGCCUCUCUCACCUGAGGAGGCCCGUCGUCUUGCAAAGCAACAUGCCCAGUUCGGUCCCAUCGGUCACCCUAGCCAUCGUUACUCUAGCCGCCAUCCUGGUGGUCCCUUUCCCGAGCCGAUUAUGGACGAGCCCCCCUAUUAUUAUCUCCUCACCACCUAUAUUAGUUAUCUAAUUCUUAUCGCUUUUGGUCAUGUUCGUGAUUUCUUUGGAAAACGCUUCCGCGAGGAAAACUAUCGUCACCUGAAACCCCGCAACGGUUAUGGUGCGCUCAACAGCGAUUUCGAUAACUUCUAUGUUCGCCGUCUUAAGCUCCGCAUCAACGACUGCUUUGAACGACCUGUCACUGGCGUCCCCGGAAGAUAUAUCACUUUGGUCAAUCGUGCAACCGAUGACCACAACAAGAGUUUUUACUUGACUGGGACUACCACCGAUACCUUGAACUUGAGCUCUUACAACUAUCUUGGCUUCGCCCAGUCUGAAGGUCCCUGCGCGGAUAUCGCUGAGGAGUCUAUUCGCAAGUAUGGUAUCACCCCCGUUAGCAGUCGUGCAGAGGUUGGAACUCAAGAUCUCCAUGUGGAAGUCGAGGAACUGGUUGCAAACUUUGUUGGAAAGGAAGCCUCCAUGGUUUUCUCGAUGGGAUUUGGUACCAACGCAAAUAUCUUCCCCGCCCUGGUUGGCAAGGGCUGUCUAAUCAUAUCCGAUGAGCUCAACCAUGCAUCGAUCCGUUUCGGCGCGCGUCUCUCCGGAGCAUCCAUCACCAUGUUCAAACAUAAUGACAUGCGGGAACUAGAAUUGAAAUUGCGAGAGGCCAUCAGCCAGGGUCAGCCACGCACCCACCGGCCUUGGAAGAAAAUCCUGGUUGUUGUGGAGGGUCUGUACUCCAUGGAGGGUUCAAUGUGCAAUCUCCCCGGUAUUAUUGCCUUGAAGCGCCGCUACAAGUUCCACCUCUUUAUUGACGAAGCCCACUCGAUCGGAGCUAUUGGCCCCAGGGGACGCGGUGUUUGUGACUAUUUUGGUAUUGAUACAGAUGAAGUGGAUAUUCUAAUGGGUACUCUGACGAAAUCAUUCGGUGCCAACGGAGGCUACAUCGCCGCAGACAAGGUGAUGAUUGACAAACUCAGAGCAACCAACUCCGGUGUUGUCUAUGGUGAAUCGCCCUCUCCAGUGGUUUUGGCCCAGAUCAUGUCCGCGUUGCGACUCAUCAGCGGUGGAAUCAUCCCCGGCCAGGGCGAGGAGCGGCUACAACGUUUGGCUUUCAACUCUCGAUACCUUCGUUUGGGACUGAAGCGUCUUGGCUUUAUAGUGUAUGGCCAUGACGAUUCGCCAAUUAUCCCAAUUCUUCUCUUCAAUCCUGCUAAAAUGCCCGCUUUCUCUCACGAGAUGUUGAAACGAAAGAUCUCUGUGGUCGUUGUCGGUUACCCAGCUACUCCUCUUGUCUCUUCCCGUGCUCGCUUCUGCGUCUCCGCUGCGCACACUAAGGAAGAUCUUGACCGCAUCCUGGCUGCCUGUGAUGAGAUUGGCAAUAUUCUUCAGCUCAAGUUUUCUACUGGUGUCGCCGGUGGUGCUGUGCCCACGAGCGAUGAUAUGGCCCCGCCUCCCGAGAAGGAAGCAGAAUGGCGUCAAAAGCGAAACCCCAGGAUAGUCCCUCCCAGAUGGCGCAUUGAAGACGUUAUCAGACGUGGUGUUCAGGAUGUCAAGUCACCACUCUACUAA
Molecule: messenger RNA, 2037 nt
Organism: Aspergillus ochraceoroseus IBT 24754
Lineage: Eukaryota; Fungi; Ascomycota; Eurotiomycetes; Eurotiales; Aspergillaceae
Gene: lcb2
Product: putative serine palmitoyltransferase 2
Exons: 1
Coding region: 1-2037 (678 amino acids)
Biological process (GO): sphingosine biosynthetic process; ceramide biosynthetic process
Cellular component (GO): serine palmitoyltransferase complex
Molecular function (GO): serine C-palmitoyltransferase activity; pyridoxal phosphate binding
Source: RefSeq, a predicted model, not a curated record